Messenger RNA from Orycteropus afer afer, 2346 nucleotides. The record is from RefSeq and is a predicted model, not a curated record. Lineage: Eukaryota; Metazoa; Chordata; Mammalia; Tubulidentata; Orycteropodidae.
AUGAUAGUCAGAGGACCUCCCAAAGAAGCUAGGCAGUGGAUGGCUGGGCCACAGGGACUGGGAGCCCAGGGCUGUCCCAGAGAGCAGCAGGUUCUCCUACCAGUGCCCUGCCUGCAGAGGCCUGCUGCAGUCCCUGUGAAAGAGGGUGUCCCCGAAUGUGACUGCUGUACUGCUACCAACAUCAUCAGAGACAAUGAUAAGUGGAAUAAAGAAAUACAAAUAGCUGAUGAAGCCCAAGCUCUGUUUUAUCCUAAUAUGAGAUACUCUCCUUUCCUCAGAAAAUCCGUUCCUUGCUGCCGGAGAAUUAACAGGAUGCUUUCCAAUGAAUCCUUACAUCCUCCUGCAUUUAACCGCUCCAACUCGCAAGCCUCCAUAGACAGCACCUCCAUGGAGGAUUUCUGGCGUGAAAUAGAAAGCAUUAAAGAGAGCUGCAUGGGAGUGCAAGAGGAACAAACACCAGUGGAGGUCAAGCCUGUGGAUGAAGGAGAACUUGAAGCAGAAUGGUUGCAAGAUGUGGGUUUAUCAACUCUGAUCUCAGGUGAUGAAGAGGAAGAUGGGAAAGCCUUGCUUUCUACAUUGACUCGAACCCAAGCGGCUGCAGUGAAAAAGAGAUAUAACACCUAUACCCAGACCAUGAGAAAAAAGAAUAAGCAGUCUGUCAGGGAUGUCAGGGACAUCUUUGGAGCCAGCGAAUCUUCUCCAGGUGAUACUUGUAACAAUCAUACAACUCAUUUGGAUGGUACACAGAAAGAAAAAGAGAUGCCAACAGUUGUCAAAACAAGUGCUCCCAUGCCCAGUGAUGCACUCAACAGUAUUACUCUGUCAGAUGGGUCCCGGGAUGAAGAAAGAAGAUUGGCAGAUCCCCGGAGUGGUUCCAUGUCUAUAUUUGAGACUAUUCCAGAUAUACGAGUUCAUGCCAAUGGAUCAUCAGACCCUGAAGAGAAGCCAGUUCAAAAUGCAGUAAGUGAUGAUUAUUACCUGGAAAAGGAUAUUCCAUCAGAGGCUGAAGAGCUGUCCUUUGAAAUAUCUUAUUCAGAAAUGAUUACAGAGGCCUCAAAAAGAAAUAAAUUAAAGAAGUCAGUGAUUAAGAAAGAAGACUAUGCUUUAACUAAAUUUAUUGUUAAGAAAACCAGAUUUGGCUUAACGGAGGCAGGAGAUCUGUCUGUUGAAGACAUGAAGAAAAUCCGCCAUCUCUCGCUGAUUGAAUUGACUGCCUUUUUUGAUGCCUUUGGAAUUCCACUGAAAAGAAACAAAACAGAAAAAGUGAAAGGGCGAGACAAUGGCAUUUUUGGAGUUCCACUGACAGUCCUAUUGGACAAUGAUCGGAAAAAGGACUCCGGAGUGAAAGUUCCCCUUGUAUUACAAAAAUUUUUUGAGAAAGUUGAGGAAUCGGGGCUGGAAUCUGAAGGAAUUUUUCGACUUUCAGGAUGUACCGCCAAAGUCAAGCAAUACCGUGAAGAACUAGAUGCCAAGUUUAAUGCUGAUAAAUUUAAAUGGGACAAAAUGUGCCACAGAGAAGCUGCAGUAAUGUUGAAAGCAUUUUUCAGAGAACUACCUACUUCUCUCUUCCCUGUGGAAUAUGUACCUGCCUUCAUCACUCUAAUGGAAAGAGGGCCUCACAUCAAAGUACAGUUUCAAGCCUUACACCUCAUGAUCAUGGCGCUGCCUGAUGCCAACAGAGAUACGGCCCAGGCCCUCAUGACAUUCUUCAAUAAAGUGAUUGCCAAUGAAUCAAAAAACCGAAUGAGUAUGUGGAACAUUUCUACUGUUAUGGCACCAAACCUUUUCUUCAGUAGAAGCAAACAUUCUGAUUAUGAAGAAUUACUGUUAGCAAACACUGCAGCCCACAUCAUUCGCCUAAUGCUGAAGUACCAGAAAAUUUUGUGGAAGGUUCCAUCUUUCUUAAUCACUCAAGUAAGAAGAAUGAACGAAGCCACCAUGUUGUUAAAGAAGCAACUCCCAAGUGUAAAGAAGCUGCUAAGGAGGAAGACCAUAGAACGAGAGGUUACAAGCCCUAAGAAUUCAAAAAUACUACAAAAAUCACCCUCUUCAAGAAGAGUGUCUGAUGUACCUGAAGGAGUCAUAAGGGUCCAUGCUCCACUUCUCUCUAAGGUAUCCAUGGCCAUUCAACUCAAUAGUCAAACCAAAGCCAAAGACAUAUUGGCAAAAUUUCAAUAUGAGAACAGUCAUGGUUCAUCAGGAUGCAUUAAGAUCCAGAACCAAAGGUUAUAUGAAAUUGGAGGAAAUAUAGGGCAACAUUGCUUGGAUCCAGAUGCUUAUAUUUUGGAUGUAUAUCAUGUAAAUCCUCAUGCUGAGUGGGUGAUUAAACCCCAGUCAAGUUUUUGA